CACAUGCUGCUUCUAUAAUUCAUCAAUGUAGCUGCAAUGUCACAUUAUAAAUACCACUGUCACCCACAUUAUCCAGAUACAACCACUUAAAAACCUUACCAAAACUCAUUUUUGAAAAAUCACAUCAUGGCUGAAUUCACUGCAGAUUGGCAAAGUCUUAGACCCUCAUCAUUUCCUUUCUUAGAUAUUGAUAACAUGGAACUACUAAAUCAUCUCAAAGGGGUGAAUUCACAUACCUUGGACAACUCAAUUUUGAACAUGCAGAACUUGAUGCAAUUCUCCAGUGGCAGCUUCUUUUGCUCCUCAGAACCAGAAUUUCAAGGAAACUUGGAAGAAAAUAUGCCAGGCCUUGUGCAUCAUUUCAAUCAAAAUGCAGCUCCAGUUUCACCACCUAUUUCUUCAGUAGAAAAUGAAGGUAGAAAGAGGAAAGCAACCAACAUGAGUGGACCUAGUUCUGCAAAUUCAACCCCUUCAGUUUCUGAGAGUGAAAGCAAGAUCAAAAAUUGCUCUGGAAGAGGCAAGAGAGUAAAAAAGAACAUGAUGGAAGAGGAAGACAAGAAAUCAACACAAGUAGUUCAUGUUAGAGCCAGAAGAGGUCAAGCUACUGAUAGUCACAGUUUAGCAGAAAGGGUUAGAAGAGGUAAAAUCAAUGAAAAACUUAAGUGCUUGCAAAACAUUGUCCCAGGAUGUUACAAGACUAUGGGUAUGGCAAUAAUGUUGGAUGAGAUCAUAAACUAUGUCCAGUCCUUGCAACAUCAAGUGGAGUUCCUCUCUAUGAAGCUCACUGCAGCAAGCACCUUUUAUGACUUCAAUUCAGAGAUAAAUUCUUUAGAGGCAAUGCAGAGAGCAAGGGUAUCCGAGGCAAAAGAGUUGGCAAAGUACGUGACAGAAGGAUAUGAAGGAGUUUCUUGCUUUCAACCAACUUGGCCUUAAUUCCAAUGACUUCUAUUUUGUAAUUUUUAACUCAGAAACCACACGAAUCAAAAAGAAGCUCCAUUCGCACUUCUUACUUUACAAUUUUAUAAGAUCAAAUUGUUUCCACUCUUUGGUAGACAUUCUCAUUUGUAAAAUCCCAUCAAACAUGUGAAGAAAUGAAUGAAAGUGAUAAAAAGCCUACAUUUCAUAUA
Messenger RNA from Lotus japonicus, 1127 nucleotides. Its product is annotated as transcription factor BEE 1-like. Bases 127 to 933 code for a protein of 268 amino acids. Gene Ontology annotation, cellular component: nucleus. The record is from RefSeq and is a predicted model, not a curated record. The transcript has 6 exons. Gene Ontology annotation, molecular function: protein dimerization activity; DNA-binding transcription factor activity. NCBI's taxonomy places the organism in Eukaryota, Viridiplantae, Streptophyta, Magnoliopsida, Fabales, Fabaceae. Gene Ontology annotation, biological process: regulation of DNA-templated transcription.